Cooperia oncophora is the source of this 141-nucleotide messenger RNA. The record is from the annotation of a GenBank genome assembly. NCBI's taxonomy places the organism in Eukaryota, Metazoa, Nematoda, Chromadorea, Rhabditida, Trichostrongylidae.
AUGCAUAUCGUCUGCUCUAAUGGAUACAUUGAAGUUAGCCGGGUGCUUUAUGAGUACGGCGCUUCGUUGGAUGCACUGGACGAAGAUGAGGAAACUCCACUGCUUCUAGCUGCCAAACGAGGCGAAACAAUCAGUGGUUAG